Messenger RNA from Seriola dumerili (greater amberjack), 1785 nucleotides. RefSeq lists its product as uncharacterized. The transcript is spliced from 5 exons. Lineage: Eukaryota; Metazoa; Chordata; Actinopteri; Carangiformes; Carangidae. Bases 258 to 1475 code for a protein of 405 amino acids. The record is from RefSeq and is a predicted model, not a curated record.
UUCUAUUUAGACCGCAGUGAAGGUCAGAGUGAGGGCGAAACAGGUCUACAGUAUGUUUAAACGGAUGAAUCGAUUCUGUUGCCAGAAAAUCAAUGAAUAAGAAUAGCUGCAGGGCGCAACCUGUUUGGGGCAUGUGCGGACACAGUCGGGUCUACGGAGAGUGUCACGGGAUAAUUAGUCACAGUCAUUUUAAAUAGAGUCAGUUUCACUUCUUUUUCCACUCCGGCUGACUGGCUGUACGUAGGUACACAGACCACAUGAAAAUGCAGAAUCAGAACAACCAGACCCCGACAGGAGCUGAGGUCACAGCGACCACUCGGACCCAGAAAACCAUCCUGCCCCAGGUCAGAUACCAUCCAACCAUCCAGACUCAGACUUCUGGAGACAGAGCACGACCCCAAACCCCUAAAACCACUGAAACCAGAACCAGUCGAACACAGAAGACUAGACCUGGAACUGUACACCCCUCUCAGACUCUGAGUCAGCAGGGGGACAACACCGCCCAGGUUGAUCCAUUUCCUGCAGUUAAACCAUUUCCUGGUGGAGGACAACACCAAAAACAGAGAACUCAAACACCUGUUAAGAAGCAGAAUCAGAAACUGGUUCAGAGUGUGGAUACAGAUCCAGAUCCUACUCAAAAACCAGAUCACUUCUCUAACAGAGCCCCUCCCAGACCAGAGGAGGUUCCUCUGGGUCUUACGGUCCAGUUGGACAGGUCUGUGAUAGAGGAGGUGGAGGUUCUUACCCGUGGACAGAGUACCAACCAGGACUGGUUCUCUUGGAGGAAGAACCGGAUCACAGCCUCUGUCGCUCAUCGCAUCGCUCACUGCCGCUUUGUUAACGGCAAAAACAAAACUCCACCCACCUCCUACCUGGCUGCUGUCACAGGUGAGGGUCGCAGAGUCCAGACCAGAGCCAUGAGCUGGGGGGUCCAGAUGGAGGCCAAGGUCGUCCACAUCUACCAGAGACUGAAGAGUCAGGCGUUAGGUCGGUUGGUCAUGGUUCAGGACUGCGGUCUGUUCAUUGAUGCUCGCCAUUCCUGGUUGGCAGCAAGUCCUGACGGCAUCGUGACGGACAGCCGGACCGGCCGAUGGCUGCUCUGCCUCGAGGUGAAGUGUCCCUACAAACACAGACACAGACGAGUGGAGGAUGCCUGCAGGGAGGACCCUGCUUUCUGUCUGGAGAUACAGGACGGAAACGGACGGGAGCCCGGAGGGUCUCCAGUCUACCGUCUGAAGACAUCCCACAGUUACUUCACACAGAUCCAGUGUCAGCUUGCGGUGACAGGCCUGCAACAGGCAGACCUCGUUGUCUACACCAUGAAGGAGACAGCCAUCGUCCCAGUGACAUUUGACCCCGACCUGUGGGAGGAGACAGUGUCCAAGUUGGAGGUGUUUUACAAGGAUGCUGUCCUGCCUCAUCUCAGAAAGAAGACACAGCAGGAGAUGGCAGCAGCCCGGAUGCCAGAGCUGUAGAGAACAGCUGGAGCUGAGUCUCCUGCUGUUCUCUGCUGACCUCUUUCCAAUCGCUUAACCUGCUGCCAGCUGCUCCAGUGGGUCCAGCUGGAACUGAAGUGUUGUCCAGAAACCUGGACCCUGUCCUCAUCAUGUAAACAGACGAAGGACCUGGUUCCAGCUGUGGUCAAACAACACAGUUCAUCUCAUGUAUGUAUGCGUAAUGUAACUGUUUUGAACAUUUGAGCUGUUCCUCUCGUGACCACUAGAGUCUGGCUCCAACAGUGAGUCAGUCUCCAUAGACUCCCAUGUUAAAAUGUCCAACUUUACA